Messenger RNA from Phyllopteryx taeniolatus (common seadragon), 1557 nucleotides. RefSeq names its product transcription factor 24-like. The transcript is spliced from 3 exons. Lineage: Eukaryota; Metazoa; Chordata; Actinopteri; Syngnathiformes; Syngnathidae. Gene Ontology annotation, molecular function: DNA-binding transcription factor activity, RNA polymerase II-specific; protein dimerization activity; RNA polymerase II transcription regulatory region sequence-specific DNA binding. Gene Ontology annotation, biological process: developmental process; regulation of transcription by RNA polymerase II. The record is from RefSeq and is a predicted model, not a curated record. Bases 546 to 1064 code for a protein of 172 amino acids.
AUAGCAGUUCCACUAAGGUUUUGUAUGGCAGGCCUAAUAUGAGUAAUUCCUUUCAUUAAUAUGCCAUCCCAAGAGUGAUUCAUUAAGGAGCCUCUGGAGAAUUUCCUCACUGUUGAUUGCAGCCUGUGCCGUUUUAGUCCAAGAAAAGUUUUUUUUUUUUUGCACAUCACCUUCUCAGCUUGUCUUAUAGUCUACUGCAAAAAGCCUUUUGACAGACAGGCCUUUGAUCCUUGGUGACUUAAAGAAAGAAAAAAAAGUAGUCAUUUUCUGAUAGGCCCACGAAGGCAGCCAAUUAGAGUGGGACUGCGGCCCAAAGUAGUGAGAGUGGAAAAGCUGACCCCUCCUCAAGACACAAACAAGCAGAGAGAGAGAGGGGAGACGAAAAGUAGUCAGAGUCACACUGGAAGGUGAUUAAUACGUGAAGUCCACCCAAGAAACUUUUUCAACAAGGUCGAGCAUCCCUAUUCGGAGACAAUUCACUGGCAUUUCUUCGCGGGGUAUGCAGUCUUUAAUGACGCUUGCUUGGAGAACUACAGGUCAGUAAGAUGGUUGGGAGGCAGACGCACCGAAUGGACGGCGGCAAUUGCUCCGUGACGGUGGUGGAUGACAGCCCGGGCUCCAGUCCGAGCUCCAGUCCCGCGGGCCGGGUGCCGCAGCAGCCCGGCGGAGGUGCCGGCAGAGGUCGGCCGGCGGCGGCCAACGCGGCGCGGGAGAGGAGCCGCGUGCAGACCCUGAGGAACGCCUUCCUGGAGCUGCAACGGACACUGCCGUCGGUGCCGCCCGACACCAAGCUGUCCAAACUGGACGUAUUGAUACUGGCCACAACGUACAUUGCCCACUUGACUCGAACUCUGCAAGAGGAAGGUGCCGAGGAAGGCGAGAGCACAAAACACACGGAGGCGUUACACUCGCUCAAAGGGGAAGGAUACCUGCACCCGGUCAAGAAAUGGCCGAUGAGGUCCAGACUGUACGUGGGAGCGAGCGGUCAUUUCCUGAACAAUACUUCAGAAUCUGAGAACCAAGGCCCGUCAUCAUCAUCAUCAUCAUCAUCGACCUCCAAGUAAAGCAUCCAACUGGUUGCCAUUUGCAUGAGUGGUGCUGAAGGACACAUUUAUUCCACGAUAUGGAUACAGGGAGACGGUGUAAAUUAAUAUAUGAUGUGAUGUGUUUUUCCUCAGUGUUGUCGUUUCAGUCUUGUUUGCAUUGUGCAACUCCAUACACGCCCCCCUUGGUAUGAUCUUUGGCUAUAAUAAUAAUGAGCCCGUCAUGCUUGGAGUGUGCACUUUCAGCUUGAGACAUUUGCACUAAAAUGCAUGUGUGAAUAACUUAACAUCUGUCAUGUGAAGUGGCCUGUCAGAGGGUCAACAAUAGGGGGGCUCCCAGUCUCAUGUUCCCUCCUAUGCUAGUAUUUUUUAUUUUAUUUUUUUUACACAUGCAUGCUUGGAAAAACAAAGUGUUUGUGAAUUUAAAGAUAUACUGUUUGAAAAGGAUGUAAGUAUGUUGUACCAUAUACUAUAUCGUGGCUAUUUAAGAGAAGUAAAGAGCAAUAAUAAUAAC